GCCAUGUCCACGGCGGCGGUGGCCCGCUCCCGCGGACGACGCCUGCUGUGCCUGUUGACGCUCUGCUCCCUGCUGCGGACAGGCUGCGCCGGUAACCCGGACGCCAAGCGGCUCUACGACGACCUGCUCUCCAACUACAACAAGCUGGUGCGGCCCGUCGUCAACGUCACCGAUCCGCUGACGGUCAAGAUCAAGCUCAAGCUCUCCCAGCUGAUUGACGUGAAUUUGAAAAACCAGAUUAUGACAACGAACCUCUGGGUUGAACAGCACUGGGAGGACUACAAACUGAAGUGGGAGCCAGAGGAGUACGGCGGCGUGACCAUGCUGCACGUGCCGUCCGAUCACAUCUGGAGGCCCGACAUCGUGCUCUACAACAACGCCGACGGCAACUUCGAGGUGACGCUGGCGACAAAGGCCACCCUUUACUUUGACGGGCGGGUCGAAUGGAAGCCGCCGGCUAUCUACAAGUCCUCCUGCGAGAUCGACGUCGAGUACUUCCCGUUCGACGAGCAGACGUGCGUCAUGAAGUUCGGCAGCUGGACGUACGACGGAAAGCAGGUGGACCUCCGGCACGUGGAGGAAGAUCCCCCGGACCCGAAGGUCAAGCUGGGCGUCGACCUGUCGGACUUCUACCUCUCGGUCGAGUGGGACAUUCUGGAUGUACCGGCGAUAAGACACGAGAAGUUUUACACGUGCUGUAAUGAGCCAUACCUGGACAUUACGUUCAACAUCACCAUGCGGAGGAAGACGCUGUUCUACACCGUCAACCUCAUCAUUCCCUGCAUGGGCAUCUCGUUUCUGACCGUGCUGGUGUUCUACCUGCCCUCGGACAGCGGGGAGAAGGUCAGCUUGUCCAUCAGUAUUCUGCUAUCGCUCACUGUGUUCUUCCUGCUGUUGGCUGAAAUCAUCCCACCGACAUCAUUAGUGGUGCCUCUGCUCGGCAAAUUCGUCCUCUUCACCAUGAUAUUGGACACGUUAAGCAUAUGCGUGACGGUCGUGGUGCUCAACAUUCACUUCCGGUCGCCGCAAACGCACUCGAUGGCGCCGUGGGUGCGGCGCGUCUUCAUCCACAUCCUGCCGCGGCUGCUCGUGAUGCGGCGGCCGCAGUACAACACGUACGACAAGCACAGCCGGGUGCUGAUCCGGACCUGUAACGGGCUGGAGGUGCGCGACACGGCCGCUUCGUUCUCUGACCGGCUGUACUCGGACGGCGCCGGCCGGCAGUCGACCUUCGGCCGUGACCCGCUCAAGGAGAACAGCCUCUGCUACCCGCACUGCUCCACUUUCAGUGACGUCACACCCAGGACGGAGAUGGACGCACUGGGGCUCAACACGCCGUGUCGUAUCCAUGGCAACCCCAGCUCCAUGGAGGAAGAGUUCAACUGCCAGAAAGGUCGAUCCUGCGGCCUCGGCUACUGCCCGGAGGUGUAUAGGGCGUUCGAAGGCGUCAAGUUCAUAGCCGAAAGCACCAGAAGGGAACAGGACACCACCAGGGUGCGGGAGGACUGGAAGUACGUGGCGAUGGUGCUGGACCGACUGUUCCUGUGGAUCUUCACGCUGGCCGUGCUGGUCGGCACGGCCGGCAUCAUUCUGCAGGCGCCCACGCUCUACGACGACCGCCGGCCCAUCGACGAACAGUACAGCGAGAUCAUGAGCCCGCGCGAGCGACAGCGGCUGGGCUAGCGGUCCGGGCGGCCGGGGUGGGAGGCGGGAGGCACC
Molecule: messenger RNA, 1719 nt
Organism: Pollicipes pollicipes
Lineage: Eukaryota; Metazoa; Arthropoda; Thecostraca; Pollicipedomorpha; Pollicipedidae
Product: acetylcholine receptor subunit alpha-like
Exons: 11
Coding region: 4-1683 (559 amino acids)
Biological process (GO): monoatomic ion transmembrane transport
Cellular component (GO): postsynaptic membrane
Molecular function (GO): acetylcholine-gated monoatomic cation-selective channel activity; transmembrane signaling receptor activity
Source: RefSeq, a predicted model, not a curated record